Molecule: messenger RNA, 963 nt
Organism: Trichoplax adhaerens
Lineage: Eukaryota; Metazoa; Placozoa; Uniplacotomia; Trichoplacea; Trichoplacidae
Exons: 4
Coding region: 1-963 (320 amino acids)
Molecular function (GO): signaling receptor activity
Source: RefSeq, a predicted model, not a curated record
AUGCAAAGUUUUACUCGUUCCGGCUCUUGCCUGCUCAUCGUUCUUGUUGUCCUUACCUGGACGUCGCAUUUAGUGCAAGGCAUAGUCCAUGUUACUGUCAAUCGUUUCCAAGAUAACGCAAAAGUAACUUGGAAUGUUGAAAAACUGGUAGCUCAUCCUGGUGUAGCCAUCGCGAUUAAAUAUCGCCCAAUCAAUUCAAAAAAUCAAUGGCUAAGUUACAAAUCGGACAUUAAAACUGUACAAGGAUCUGCAACCGUAUCUAGGCUUAAUCCUCAUAUACGAUAUACUUAUGAAAUAGCUGUUUAUGAAGACAACUUAUUGUACGCCCAUAAAGUCGUCUCUCAGGAAGCUUGCACUAAUGGAUGGUCUUGGUACAACGGAAACUGCUUUGGUUACCUCAGCAACCAACUUGCAUCAUGGCAGGAUGCAAGAAAAUCUUGUCAAAGUUAUCGUGGUGACUUAGCUACCGUUUCAAAUCAAACUAUUAUGAAUGUUAUAAACAAUUUUUCCGUCAAGAGGCAUGCCUGGAUUGGUCUCAGGCGCCAGAACGGCAAAUUUCAAUGGGUAAAUGGAGUUAGUUACAAUUAUUCUUACUGGGAUGCUGGACAACCUAUUUCUAGAGGAAGAGAUUGUGUAGCUUUAAACCCCGUCAACCCGAAUAAAGGAUAUAAUUGGAUAACUCAACUAUGUAGCUAUUCCUAUGCUUAUAUCUGCCAAGCGCCAGAAAUGGCUUCAAAUCAACCAAACAGAAGUUACACAUUAUUAAUAAUUGUAGUUGUAUCUACUGUAGCGGUUCUUGGUAUAAUCAUUUUAUGGCUAGCGUAUGCACGAAAAUAUCCAAAUUCCGUGUCAGGUCAAGGUCUGGCAAAGUGUCAAGCUAUGUGCGGCAAUAUGUGUAGAAAGUCCCCCGAUUACGGAAAUUCUACCGUCAAGAUCACACGCCUGGACGAUGAAGCUGCGUAG